Molecule: messenger RNA, 1771 nt
Organism: Nicotiana tabacum (common tobacco)
Lineage: Eukaryota; Viridiplantae; Streptophyta; Magnoliopsida; Solanales; Solanaceae
Source: RefSeq, a predicted model, not a curated record
UUUUGUAUAAUGAUAUAAAAGCAUCAACAGUUGACCGAGAGCAUAUCAGAAAGACAGUCAACUUCUUUAGUACUUUAAAAUCUUUUAAAACUAGUUGUAGUUCUUUUGUCAUUUGCUCUCUGUCUUUGUCCAGCGCGCUGGGGAUAAUUACAUUUGCCUCUAAAUAGACAAACUUCCAUUCUUUCAGGCCAUAUGGAGGGAUUCUUUAAGCAUUGAUUCUUUUUACCUUUUUAGUUUGAAUUAAGGUUUCUUCAAAUAACCAAGAACUAGCUUAGCUAGUUUAAUUUGCUGCUGAUGAACAGGUGUAGUUUCAAAGUCAUGCCGCUUAGAGUUGCCCACUGAACAUUGAAGAUAACUGUGAAACUUCACAUGAUUUCCCUUUGAUGAGCGGAUAAACAGUCGGCCAUGAACAUGACUUCUCCAACAACUCAGUUUGCACCCACAAGAAGGAUGGGUAUAUAUGAACCGUUUCACCAGAUGAGCGUGUGGGAAGACGCAUUUAGAGGUGACAUUAUGCCUAGCUCUGAUCCAUGUAUGGUUUCACAGCCAAACGACAGGCCAGACGACAAGUCGGGAUAUACGUCUGGGGAACAACAUAUGCCCUCUGGCUCUGGGGAUAAUCAAGCACCGAGGAGUACUUCAGAAAAGGUACAACGACGUUUAGCACAAAAUCGUGAAGCUGCGCGUAAAAGUCGUAUGCGGAAAAAGGCUUAUGUUCAGCAGCUGGAAACAAGCCGUUUGAAGUUGGCCCAACUUGAGUUAGAGCUCGAGAGAGCUAGACAGCAGGGACUAUACAUGUUAGGUUCAAAUAGUAAUAUGGGGCUACUCGGAACAAUUAAUCCAGGAAUAGCUGCAUUUGAGAUGGAAUACAGUCAUUGGGUUGAAGAGCAACAGAAAAAGAAUGCAGAAUUGCGGAGUAUUUUGCAGUCUCCUGUAAGCGAAAUGGAGCUUCAAUUGCUGGUAGAAAAUGUCUUAAGCCACUAUUUCAAUCUCUUCCGCAUGAAAGCUGACGCCGCCAAGGCUGAUGUGUUUUACUUAAUGUCUGGGAUGUGGAGAACAACCGUGGAGCGCUUUUUCCUCUGGAUUGGAGGAUUCAAGCCAUCAGAUCUCAUAAAUGUGGUGAUGCCACAACUCGAGCCUUUGACCGAUCAGCAAAUCAUUAAAGUCUGUAAUCUGCGACACUGUUGCCAGCAGGCAGAAGAUGCUCUCACACAGGGAAUGGAUAAACUUCAGCAGACUCUGGCCCAGAGCAUCCUAAAUAUGACCACAGGAGCUGGAAAUUACAGUUCCCAAAUGGUUUCUUCUAUGGAAAAUUUGGAAGCAUUGGAGAGCUUUGUUAACCAGGCGGAUCACCUACGCCAACAAACACUACAGCAAAUGUCUAUUAUUUUGACAACACGCCAAGCAGCUAGGGGCUUACUUGCUUUCGGAGAGUAUCUUCAACGUCUUCGUGCUCUGAGUUCACUCUGGGCUGCCCGUCCUCGUGAACCAACUUAAUCUGUUAUGACAAAGGAGAUGAACUUAAUCAGAUUAUCCUUGGUUGUUGCUGGUAAUGCCGGAGCUGUAAAUUGGAUGUGUUUGUCAUAAUUUAUCUUAGGCGGAUUUAGUUUUUUAAUAUCUGAAAUACAUAUUUUUCGAGGAAAUUUGGCAAGUCUAAAAUUUGUGUAUAUAUAUUUGGAUGUUGUAUAUAGGCUAUAGCUCUGUAAUAAUUUGCUUGGAUGCUUUUUGAAGAAUCGAUAAGAUUUACUAUCUGACCCUUUUUUUGUGGACU